AUGACGCACCAAAAGCCUACAGCUAUCCUAAUUGUUCACGGGGCUUACUCCCUUCCCCAGAUCUGGGAUGAUUUCAGCGCUCGUCUCGCGGGGGCUGGGUUCGCCGUGGCCUGUCCCCGCCUCCCGUCCUGUCAGGAUGAGCGCCCGCCCACUGCAACCCUAACCGAGGACGUGAUGGCUGUCCGCCACGCUGCGCAAGAGCUCCUCAAGACAGGUCAUACUAUUCUGGCUUUGGUACACUCGUACGGCGGUAUUGUUGCAUCUGAAGCCACCACCCCUGCAAGCGAAAAUACCAAAGGCGUCGUCAAAUCUGGUCCUUCUAAGCGCCUGGCUCGUUUCACCGGGAGACUUGCUCCCCGGUGUGAUCGAGAAGUACGGCUUCCAAUGUGACGUGGAUCUAGGCAACAAUGGGAAUGGGAUAUUAUAUGCCAAAAACUCACUGGCCUCUUUCUACAAUGAUAUCGAACCUGCCAGGGCCGAGGAGCUAGCCAAGGAAAAUGUCACCCAUAACUGCGGGGCAGCCUCGGGGGUGUAGAAAGACCCCCCAACAGUUUAUAUCUACUCAGUCCAGGACUGGCCAUCAAACGCCCGCUGCAGAAAAGCAUGGUAUAAGAUGCAGUGGAUGCAAGAGCAAAGCUAACAACGGUGACAAUUUACUCCGGGCACUGUUCAUUUUUGAGUAGGCCGGAGGAGUUGGUUAAGAUGGUGCAGAAAGUGGCGAGUGAGAUUUGAUAUCAUGUGGCGCCACCGUGAGCUAGACAGAGGAAUCACAAGUAGAGAACAUGGCGUAGAGAAUGGCCACACCACAAUUUCUCGCUG
Aspergillus sclerotioniger CBS 115572 is the source of this 819-nucleotide messenger RNA. RefSeq names its product alpha/beta hydrolase. The coding region runs from base 1 to 390 and encodes 129 amino acids. The transcript has a single exon. Lineage: Eukaryota; Fungi; Ascomycota; Eurotiomycetes; Eurotiales; Aspergillaceae. The record is from RefSeq and is a predicted model, not a curated record.